AAAGGACCCGAGUUCAAUUUCAGUAUAACAUACAGUUAAGUUUGUUGUUGCAUAUCUAAAGUUCUGUCAUUUGUACCACAAUGUGGGAUAGAUCUUUAUUGCACUUCUGUAGAAUAGUGCUGAAGGCAAGUAGUAUAUGAAGACUAUACUAACUAAAAUGUAAAUAUAGCACAGUGCAAAGUUGAUAAGAAAGAACCUGUUUCUGAAAUAACAUUGUUUCCUGAGUCAUAGCUUUUAAAGAAACGCCAUAGACUAUGUAUAAUAAAUAAUUAGUAUAUAUUUAUCUCGAGAAAAUAUGCAAGAUAAACGAACAACAGGCGAGGGGUGGGGUGAUGGCGUGUUGCUGAAAGUAAUUGCUGAUCAAGCCAACGGAUAAACCAUCUUUUAUCUAUCACAUUUAAAAAAGAGUUGACUACCUAAAUGUCUAAGUGAGCAAUAACGCUAAUUGAUAUGCUUGAUUUGAAAUGUUAAAUGUGAUUUUUAAAAUAACGCAAGUGAAUUUUUUUUAUAUAAUUUUCUCUUACAUAUGUAUCAUAUAAUGGUUCCAGUUAGUUAUUGGUUUCCGCCUACAUGACCCCAACCCAUCGCUAGGUACGUCUCCUCGACAAUAAUGUUCUGUCGGCCUUAGUUACUCGUUGUUCAACCUAUAUGACACCACAUGUAACUAAGUUUCAUCUCAUCGACUGUAGUCAGUGUUCUGUCGGCGUGAGAAAGCAUCCCUCCAAAUAUGACCUAGUACAACAAUCUAAAAUAAAUGUUUCCGUAAAUUUUCCUCACGAAACAUGGCCCACUUUUGUUAUCAUAACCUUUCCUUUUUGUUUUCCAAAUAAAGUACUAAUUUCUUGCUAAUAGUACUGGACUUCAUAUACUGCUGUGUCUAUGUUUUGAUCUUUCAUUGUUAUGACAAUAGUGUGGCCUCGUAGUGGUCUCAUCAUCCAUUUGUUCGUCAUAUGACCUUUAAUGUUCAGUGGUUAAAAACGCUUUACAAACAACCAUAAUACUUCUGUUUAAUUAGUCCGUUCGAAACAUGCAUGGGAAAGGGAAAAAAAUGACAACUGAAAUUACAAAGUCGUUGCAAAAUAUGUAAUGAAAUGCAAAUCCUUGCAUGAAAUGAUAACGGUAAAAUUUGUGUUGAAGAAUACAGCAAGUUUCUGGUUUACCUCGACUACCCCUGAAUCCCAUAUACUUUAAUCCUGGGUAAUAAUCAGCUGAGUUAGACCCGUUCUGUCAUCCAUAGGUGACGGAGAUGUAAGCCAGUCAGGUUCGACUGUUCAGAGUUUUGACCCUAACACUAUAAUGAAGGCCGACCAGGGUUUUACCAUCACCACCUACGAUCCAGACGCGGACAUCAACAGGGCGUCAUACAACCCCAACACGGCUUUCAGCGGCGCGUCGUACAACCCAGACCAAAACUUCAAGAACUAUGUCAUUGCUUAUGACCCAAACAGUCUCAACGACAAGUACAUGGCCGGUGCUUACAAUCCACAUGUCAAUGGGGUGGCGCCUCAUACCCUGAACGGUGCUCACGAUCCACAUGUCAAUGGGAUGGCGCCUCAUACCCUGAACGGUGCUCACGAUCCACAUGUCAAUGGGAUGGCGCUUCCUAACCUGAACGGUGCUCACGAUCCACAUACCAAUGGGAUGGCGCCUCAUAUCCUGAACGGAGUAGAAACGGCAUACUAUGAUCCAAACAAACUGACCAGCAGUUAUCUACCAAACAUAUUCAACCCGAGCCAACUGAACGCCAAAUUCACUGGAACGUUUGACGCAAACUCUAAGUCAAAAAUAAUGAUGGGAGAUACAGGUGAACAUGAUGUACCGCAGUCGGAGAGUAACGGAGCGCCAACUGUCAGCACAAACUGGGAAGGACAGUGGAAAGGAGAAUGGCCGAAUAAACAGACAUCAGCUAUUUCGCAUGCCGAGGGAAAGGAUUCCACUGACGGAGACAGUAGCAAAGCAUCGUGGAACGGAUCAUGGAGCAAAAGCUGGCCGGGUGUACCAGACAGUUACGGUUCCAUAGACCAGGGAAAUGCUGAGCCUUCCAGGUCGCACACCACCAACCUUCACAAAGCAAACUUAGAAGAAACAACAAUAUUUCUACAGGAACUCCUGGCUGCCCUGGAAGCUAGAACUGCAGAAGUGGAAUUUUAAUGGUUUAUCUUGGAGUUACAUUCUUCAAAUGCCGAUUUAAUAAAUAGAAGAUAAUUUAAUUUGAAUGAUCACCGAGAAAUUCGAUGUAUGCAUACCUAUUAAGUAAUAAAGAAUGUCUUUACAUCA
Messenger RNA from Pecten maximus, 2277 nucleotides. RefSeq lists its product as uncharacterized. The transcript has 5 exons. The record is from RefSeq and is a predicted model, not a curated record. Lineage: Eukaryota; Metazoa; Mollusca; Bivalvia; Pectinida; Pectinidae. Bases 1297 to 2151 code for a protein of 284 amino acids.